AUGUUCUUCAAUAUCUUCAAAGCCGUCGUUCCGGCUCUCUUUUUGUCUUCUGUAGCCCAAGCUGCUGCUCAGAUAGACAUCACCUCAGUGGGGCCCAAGACAGCUCUAUCCGCAAAAUCAAAGAUUUGCAACGUUCUCGACUAUGGUGCAGUUGCCGAUAACGCGACGGACAUUGGACCCGCUAUAUUGAAGGCCUUUAGCUCAUGUGCAUCCACUGGUGGAGCUACGAUUUAUGUGCCUCCUGGUUCAUAUUCAAUUGCAACUGGUGUUACACUCAACAAAGGGAGUGCCUACGCUUUCCAAAUUGAUGGAUUGAUCACUCUAACGGCGGACGGAAGUUUCGGUGGAAACGCCAUUGUUAUCGAGAAUGCUUCCGAUGUUGAGGUCUUCUCUAGCAAUGGCCUUGGAGCUAUCAAUGGGCAAGGAUACCUCCACAGAAUUUCAGGCUCCAGCCAAAACGCAAGACUGUUCCGUUUCAUCAGCUGCUCGUACAUCUCAAUCCACGACAUCAUCUUUGUGGAUUCACCUACAUUCCAUCUAGUACUCAACAGCGUCUCGAAUUUGGAAGCAUACCAGAUCACGGUCCGAGGACCAGCUAUUGGUGGAACUGAUGGAAUUGACCUGAUAUGUCUCGACAACUGCUACCUCCAUCACAUCGAGGUCACGAACAGGGAUGAAUGCAUCAGUGUGAAGACCCCGUCAAACAAUGUGUUGAUUGAGGAAGUCUACUGCAACCAAAGUGGAGGCAUGUCAAUUGGAUCACUAACAGCGGAUGAUGUAACAGCUGGUGACGAGGCGGCCGUCAGCAACAUUACCAUGAGAAACAUUUACAUCUACCAAUGCACCGAGAUGCUCAUGAUCAAGACUUUCCCGGGAGGAAGCGGAGCAGUAGGAUACGUCAAGGACUCGCUCUUCGAAAACUUCUGGGCCUACGACACAACCUACGGUCUCGGUAAACAUCGACCAAUACUGGUACUCGCACACCACACCCGACACUGGCGCCGUUGCUCUCAGCGGCCUCACAUUCAACAACUGGACCGGCACGGUCGACAACGGCGCGCGCGCGCCCCCAUCGUAAUCCGUGGCUCUGACAUCGUCCCUAUAACCGACAUCUCGCUCACCAACAUCGACAUGUGGACCGAGAAUGGGGAUAAGAUUCUAAACCAGUGCAAGAACGUGUACGGUACUGGAUACUGCGCCGGAACAUCUACCGCUUCACCACUAGCGACUUUCACCACCACUGCAACGACUACCGUGACGCCUGCGGGGUACACUUCGCCUACGAGCCCGGCGUGGGGUAUCGCUGGCUAUGGGACUACGCUUCCUAUUCCUGUUUAUACACCUGCUGCGUUCUGGGCCCCUGUUUCUUCGGGAGUGGUCAGCGCAUCUGCAACUCCUACUGCUUAA
This is a messenger RNA of Lachnellula hyalina, 1407 nucleotides long. It is a transcript of the gene rhgA, whose product is annotated as Rhamnogalacturonase A. The transcript is spliced from 4 exons. Gene Ontology annotation, biological process: carbohydrate metabolic process. The coding region runs from base 1 to 1407 and encodes 468 amino acids. Gene Ontology annotation, molecular function: polygalacturonase activity. The record is from RefSeq and is a predicted model, not a curated record. NCBI's taxonomy places the organism in Eukaryota, Fungi, Ascomycota, Leotiomycetes, Helotiales, Lachnaceae.